Molecule: messenger RNA, 363 nt
Organism: Colletotrichum truncatum
Lineage: Eukaryota; Fungi; Ascomycota; Sordariomycetes; Glomerellales; Glomerellaceae
Product: CFEM domain protein
Source: RefSeq, a predicted model, not a curated record
AUGGUUGAGCCGCGCCAUUAUCUCACCAAGCGCGAAAGAGCCCCUAAGAUUCCAUACGACUUCAACACCAUCAAGACGUGUACUUGGUGGUACGACAAUCACGAGGGCUUUUCGUGCAAAGAGAUCCGCGACUGUCGCUUCGGCAUCAGCCCCGAGGACUCCACCCGCAGGAAUCCGUCCGUGACACCCGACUGCGGCAACUGGCAGGAGCUGUCGUACGGCAUCCGGCCCGAUGGCGAGCAGAACAUAGCACAUUGUCCAUAUCUGACUCUACGACAACGACGACCAUACUGCCGCCGCAACUCCUACGACCAGCAAGCCGGCCCUGCUCGGAUAGACCUCUCUGGGCUGCUACGCCGUUGA